Uloborus diversus is the source of this 1119-nucleotide messenger RNA. Its product is annotated as potassium voltage-gated channel protein Shal-like. The record is from RefSeq and is a predicted model, not a curated record. Gene Ontology annotation, molecular function: protein binding; A-type (transient outward) potassium channel activity. Gene Ontology annotation, biological process: potassium ion transmembrane transport; protein homooligomerization. Gene Ontology annotation, cellular component: membrane; voltage-gated potassium channel complex. The transcript has a single exon. Lineage: Eukaryota; Metazoa; Arthropoda; Arachnida; Araneae; Uloboridae. The coding region runs from base 1 to 1119 and encodes 372 amino acids.
AUGGCAUCUGUUGCUGCCUGGUUACCCUUCGCUAGAGCUGCUGCCAUCGGUUGGGUCCCCAUAGCGAAUAAUCCUCUACCAGCGCCUCCGGUGACCAAAGAACAGCGGAAAAAAGAGGAUGAGAAGUUCAUCAUCAACGUGAGUGGGAGACGGUUCGAAACGUGGCGGAACACCGUGGAGAAAUACCCGGACACUCUGCUUGGCUCUAACGAGCGUGAGUUCUUCUACGACGAAGAAUCAAGGGAAUACUUCUUCGAUCGGGAUCCCGACAUUUUCCGGCACAUCCUCAAUUACUACCGAACGGGGAAGCUGCACUAUCCCAAGCACGAGUGUCUGAUGUCGUACGACGAUGAGCUCGCCUUCUUCGGCAUCAUCCCAGACGUGAUCGGAGACUGUUGUUAUGAGGACUAUCGCGACAGAAAGCGCGAAAAUGCGGAAAGACUCAUGGACGAUCGCAUGUCCGAGGUAGAUAAUCAGCUGGACUUGAGCAGGUGUACGAUGCAGCAGAAAAUGUGGCGGGCCUUCGAGAACCCGCACACGGGCACCGCAGCGCUCGUGUUCUACUACGUGACGGGAUUUUUCAUCGCAGUGUCGGUCAUGGCCAACGUGGUGGAGACGCUACCCUGUGCGAUGGACUACGCUACCGGCGAACGCCGGUCCUGUGGCUCCAACUACAAGGUGGCUUUCUUCUGCUUGGACACCGCCUGCGUUAUGAUCUUCACGGCCGAGUACUUGCUGCGGCUGUACGCGGCACCGGACAGGUGGAAGUUCAUGCGGAGUGUUAUGUGCAUCAUCGACGUGGUGGCCAUCUUGCCCUAUUACAUAGGGCUGGGCAUCAAAGACAACGACGAUGUGUCGGGCGCUUUUGUCACGCUCCGUGUGUUUCGUGUCUUCCGCAUCUUCAAAUUCUCCCGCCACUCUCAGGGCCUAAGGAUUCUAGGCUACACCCUGAAGAGUUGUGCUUCUGAACUAGGUUUCCUGGUAUUCUCACUGGCCAUGGCCAUCAUCAUCUUCGCGACGGUUAUGUUCUACGCGGAGAAAAAUGUUGAGGAUACCACUUUCACCUCCAUUCCUGCAGCCUUCUGGUAUACCAUUGUCACAAUGACUACAUUGGGGUGA